Molecule: messenger RNA, 713 nt
Organism: Oreochromis niloticus (Nile tilapia)
Lineage: Eukaryota; Metazoa; Chordata; Actinopteri; Cichliformes; Cichlidae
Product: hemoglobin subunit alpha-A
Biological process (GO): hydrogen peroxide catabolic process; oxygen transport
Cellular component (GO): haptoglobin-hemoglobin complex; hemoglobin complex; blood microparticle
Molecular function (GO): oxygen carrier activity; organic acid binding; heme binding
Source: RefSeq, a predicted model, not a curated record
GUCUCUGGAAAGGACAAAACCGUGGUGUCGUCCUUCUGGGAUAAAGCGACUCCGAAAGCCCCUGAGAUUGGAGCAGAAGCUCUGGGCCGGUUGGUUUUCAUUAUUUUCUGUUUUGACGAUGAUGCUGAUCCGCAAACCAAGACCUACUGUUCUCACUGGGCCGACCUGAGUCCAGAUUGUGCACAGGUGAAGAUGCACGGCGCCAACAUCAGCGUCGGGAAUAUGGACGACCUUGUUGGAGGUCUGGCCAAUCUAAGCUAGCUACAUCCUUUCAAGCUCAGAGUGGACCCUGCCAACUUCAGGAUUCUUGCUCACAACAUCAUCUUGUGCAUGGCCAUGUUCUUCCCCGAGGACUUCACCCCUGAAGUCCACGUCUCCUUUGACAAGUUUCUACAGAACUUGUCUUUGGCGCUGUCCGACAGAUACCGCUAAACUCCAGAUUCAGGCGCUGCAUGGAGCGUGUCAUCCGCCACACUACCAACAUCCAUUUUAUAAUAGAAGAACUCAGUUACUAUGUGAAAUUAAUACACGCUUACGUUUCUUUUACUUUAGUCACAGUAGAUACUUGUAUUUUUUUUUAAAUUCUCAAUAAAAUAAAACUGUUUAACUUGCUCCGACAGCACACACCUCGGACACGCCCCUUUACUCUUUAACUUGUGAAGGGUGCCCUGGUGUGUCGUCUCUCAUCCAACACAUUAAAUUAGAAAUUCUGA